Molecule: messenger RNA, 2091 nt
Organism: Uranotaenia lowii
Lineage: Eukaryota; Metazoa; Arthropoda; Insecta; Diptera; Culicidae
Product: serine protease 7-like
Exons: 6
Coding region: 63-2066 (667 amino acids)
Biological process (GO): proteolysis
Molecular function (GO): serine-type endopeptidase activity
Source: RefSeq, a predicted model, not a curated record
UUGCCGGAUUGGUCGCAGUUUACAUUCAGCAGUGUCAAGUCUAAAGAUUGCCUUCGAGUGCCAUGGGUCGAUCGACCCUAUCAGUGGAAGCCGUUUUUGUUUUCGCUUUGAUUUACGGCGGCGUCCAACUUUCAGCCGCCAAGUCUUGUCGGGUACCAAAUUCAUUCGAAGCCACGGGAAGUUGUGUGCCGGUUGAGCAGUGUCCUCACAUCUUUAACCAGCUAGUGUCGCUACAGGUCGAUCCCGAAUCGGCCUACAAGACGUACUUACAGGAACGAAUCUGCGAUCGGAAACCAGAUGGGUCCAUUCACAUCUGCUGUGAUGAGGGACGCACCGGCAAGCGUCGGAAUAUGAACCAAAAAAAUCAAAAACAUAAUCAGUGCACAACAUUCCGAUUCACGUCUGGGUCAUGUGUACCCAUAGAGUCGUGUCCGUCGAUCUACAACUGCAGUCUGGAACUUCAGCGGAAGUACAACCCGACGCUGCAUCUACACCUUACGCAGAGUUAUUGUUACCAGGACAACGGAAAGAGCUACGUUUGUUGCGAUGAUGAUCACGAAACAAAACUGAAGGCUAGGAAAAAGCUGGGCUGGCAACGCUGUCAAACCCCGUUCCAGGACACCGGAAAAUGUGUGCCACCUGGCCGUUGCGGGUGGAUUGAUGAUGCCGAGAACGUUCCUGAUGUGUUUCGGGCCUUUAUGGUCGGCUGUGAUCAACCGAACGGAGUGAGGCACAUGUGCUGUCCAAAAUCGGAGGUCAUGUACGAUGAGGAACCCGGCAAGGAAUGUACGACCCGUGGUGGAAGAUCUGGCCGAUGUGUGGAAUCGGAUCGCUGCGAAGGGUUCCUGAAGGCCACCGAUAGACAGUCGUUUGUGCGGGAUAGCUGGUGCUACACCAGCUUGGAUCAGGUUGACUAUGUGUGCUGCGCCAAUGCUAAGAUCCUGAAUGUUCCAACGAAGGCAAUUGAACUCGGAAACCGCGCUGGAGAAGACGCUCCGACCUGCACUACGCCCAACAAUGCGCCCGGACGAUGUGUGAGUCUGGCUCAAUGUGCUCCGAUCGCUAACAUACUAAGACAGGCAUCGGCCGCGAAGACUGCCGUUACGCCUGCCCAGGCUGUCUUCCUGAGGAACAGUGUCUGUACUCCGAGUGGUACCACGAGCACAACCUAUUUCGUUUGUUGCGACGAAGUAACGCUUCAAACGGUUACAACUCCUGCUCCAACCAUUACCACGACACUGUCGCCGGCAGCAGCCCGAGCGGCCGAAAUUGUCAACCAUCCAAAUCUACGGCUGCUGGAUCAAACCACCUGCGGCCGUUCCAAUUUGGACGAUAAAAUCGCCUUCGGGGAACAGGCUCCCAUGUAUCAGUACCCCUGGAUGGCGAUGCUGAUCUACCGGUCGGCUUCCAGCGGCAUUGAAGGGCCAGAGUGUGGCGGCACCGUCAUCAACAGCCGAUAUGUUCUGACGGCAGCUCACUGCAUCGAGGGACAGAUUCAACGACUCUCCUACGUUCGUCUGGGCGAGUACGACACCCGCACCGAUCCGGAUUGUGACGAGUACCAGGACUGUGCGCCUCCCUUCCGUCGAUACACGGUGGCCGAAUACCGAACCCAUCCCAAUUUCACGAGGACGGUUCGGUCCGGGAACGAUAUCGGACUGCUGAGGCUGAAUCCGGUCAUCGUGUUUUCCGAAGACGAAGUCAGCCCGAUUUGUUUGCCGUUCAGUGCCUCGCUGAACCGAUUCGAUCCGACACUCUUCUGGAUUACCGGAUGGGGUUUGACGGAGCGAUUGGAAGCCAGUCCGAUCCUGCUGCAUACUCGGUUGCCCUCGGUCGAUUGCAGCUUGAGCACCCACUCGAUUUGUGCUGGUUUCGGAAACGGGACCCUACACUGUCGGGGAGAUUCCGGUGGGCCAAUGAAGGUACAGGUUCCGGAGUUCAACUUCCGGUACGUGCAGUAUGGUAUUAUAUCGGCUGGUCCCAGUUGCGGAGUGCCAGGAACUCCUGGUGUCAGCACCCGAGUGGCAUUUUUCAUGAAAUGGAUACUGGACAAUCUGACCGAAUAAAACAAUUAAUCAUAACGAAAGUAAA